This is a messenger RNA of Hordeum vulgare subsp. vulgare (domesticated barley), 1010 nucleotides long. RefSeq names its product vacuolar protein sorting-associated protein 2 homolog 3. The record is from RefSeq and is a predicted model, not a curated record. Gene Ontology annotation, cellular component: multivesicular body; ESCRT III complex. The coding region runs from base 50 to 688 and encodes 212 amino acids. Gene Ontology annotation, biological process: protein transport; endosome transport via multivesicular body sorting pathway; late endosome to vacuole transport. The transcript has 11 exons. Lineage: Eukaryota; Viridiplantae; Streptophyta; Magnoliopsida; Poales; Poaceae.
CCCCCGCGCCGCGUUCGUCCCGCCGGCGCGCGCGCGCGCGGACGAAGCGAUGAAUCCCUUCGCGAAGAAGCCAACGCCGCGAGAGGCGAUCAGGAACAGCAAGCGGGAGCUGACGAACGCGACAAGAGGUAUUGAGAGGGACAUUGGGACAUUACAACAAGAGGAAAAGCGACUAGUUGCUGAAAUCAAAAGGACUGCAAAAACUGGCAAUGAGGCCGCAACUAAAAUUCUGGCCCGUCAACUGAUCAGGUUAAGACAGAAAAUAUCUACUUUACAAGGUAGCCGAGCUCAGAUUCGUGGCAUCGCGACACACACACAGGCGAUGCAGGCCAACACUUCAGUGUCUGCUGGCAUGCAAAGUGCGAGCAAAGCGAUGGGAGCUAUGAACAAGCAAAUGGAUCCCGCCAAGCAAAUGAAGGUAAUGCAGGAGUUCCAAAAGCAGUCAGCACAAAUGGAUAUGACGAACGAGAUGAUGUCUGACUCAAUAGACAAUGUCUUAGAUGAUGACCAGGCUGAGGACGAAACUGAAGAGCUUGCUAACCAGGUCCUCGAUGAGAUUGGUAUUGACGUUGCCUCACAGUUGUCCUCGGCCCCCAAAGGAAGAAUUGCUGGAAAGAAGGUUGAGGCUGAUGAGAGCUCGGAACUCGAAGAGCUCGAGAAGAGGCUGGCUGCUUUGAAAAAUCCAUAAAGCGACUCGUCUUUGCAACCCUCUCUCCACGCAGAGUGCCUAGGCUUCAAAUUCUUGUUGGGGACCUGAAAGACAUUUUGCAUUUGUGAAUAUUAGAUGUAGGGUGGUUUACUAGGAAGUGAGAAUGCCAGAGUUCUCUCUCAAAAGGAGUCCUGUAAAAAGUAUGAUUGCUUGGCUAUUACUGUAGUCUGCAGUUAUCCUAGCAGGCUGAAGUUGAUGAGUUUAUGCUUCAAUGGAGUGAUUCGUUCGGGUAGUUACAGUGCUUAUGGUUGUGUAAAAACUUGAGAUAGUUCAUAUAGUAUCUCUUUGCUCGUAAGUUUAA